Planococcus citri (citrus mealybug) is the source of this 4195-nucleotide messenger RNA. RefSeq names its product GTPase-activating Rap/Ran-GAP domain-like protein 3. The record is from RefSeq and is a predicted model, not a curated record. Gene Ontology annotation, cellular component: cytoplasm. Gene Ontology annotation, molecular function: GTPase activator activity. The coding region runs from base 360 to 3257 and encodes 965 amino acids. Gene Ontology annotation, biological process: activation of GTPase activity; regulation of small GTPase mediated signal transduction. Lineage: Eukaryota; Metazoa; Arthropoda; Insecta; Hemiptera; Pseudococcidae. The transcript has 23 exons.
GCGAUAGAAACACAUGUUGUUCGGUGAAUGUACGAAGAGGUGCAGUUAACUUUUUACCUUCGUAUUUAAUAAUUCGAAAAUUACGUGAAAUUUUUUUUCGACUAUUCGAAUUUUUUACUCGAAUGUUUCAUCGUAAAUUAUUUUUCGUCUGUAGUUGAAUCGAAAUGGUGUUUGUAUCGAAUUACGAGUACUAUAAGCUGCGAUAGAAGAAUGUAAAAUUCAAAUUGGGACUACGAUGGUCUCCACCUUCUUGAAAAUGCAUCCGUGAUACGAAUAAAUGAUAAAAUCAGCGCAAUGUGAGUCAUCUAGUCCAUUGCUGUGUACCUAUUAGUGCUGUGCGUCUGUGUUAAGAAUAAAAAAUGAAAUUGGUUUCGCGUAUUCGCGGCGACAAAGCUCAGCGAACGUUCGCGGAAGACUCGCCUCGAUCAAAUUGCUCAUCGCCUAUGAUCGCUUCCGCAAUAGCGAAUGCAACCAGGGAUAGAUCGCGUUCCCUGUGUGUGGAACAACUUGGACUCGCUACGUUACUGCAUCCGGCAUUUGAACCGGCAACAAGGGAUUUGCAUAAUAUUCACGCUAUUCAACGAAGACGAGCUUCUUCCGCCAUUUCAACUGCAAACGACUUAAUAUCUAGAAGAGGCGUGUUCAGUCGAAGGCACUAUGGAUCCGUGGAAUUGUUACCUCAAAUCGAAACAAAUGGCGCUGAAUCUGGUGGACGAAGGUUUCGAAUUGAAAACGGUGAUUCGCUGGGUGAAAAGGAAGAGAUAUUCGGCUCACCCAGCACUCCAGUACUUGAAAAUCCAGAAUAUCAAACGAGAUGGUACUUCAAAUAUUUUUUAGGAAAAGUGCAUCAGAAUUAUGUAGGCGCUGAUAGUGAAAAAAUACCAUUUUUCUUAUCCGUUGUCGUCACAGACGCUAAUAAUCAAUGCGUUCCUCAAUACAGAGUGAUACUAUGGAAGAAGACUGGAACUCAAAAAAUUUUGUUACCAUACGGAUCGAAUAAACCAUUGACUGUUAAACAAAUAUUGAGCAACUUUCCCAACAUGGAUAAAUUGGAAAAGGGACCAAAAGAAAUAUUUACGCCGGAAAUUCAAAAGGAUUUACUUUUACUGGAAGAACAAGAAGGUUCGGUGAAUUUUAAAUUUGGUGUUUUGUAUAUGAAACCAAAUCAGCUGACAGAUGACGAAAUGCUUAGUAAUGAGAAUGGUAGCGAAGAAUUCAACGAGUUUAUAUCGCUCUUAGGAGAUAAAGUUCGUUUAAAAGGAUGGGACAAGUAUAGAGGAGGAUUGGAUACUAAAGGCGAUAUGACGGGAAAGUAUUCUGUGUAUACCAUUUAUGAAGGUCAUGAAAUCAUGUUCCAUGUUUCAACGCAUCUCCCAUAUUCCAAAGAAAAUCGCCAACAGGUGGAAAGAAAACGCCAUAUUGGUAACGAUAUCGUCAACAUAGUGUUUAUAGAUGGUGGACCAACAUUCAUGAGCCAAUUCAAUCCAACGUUUAUAAAAUCUCAAUUUACUCAUAUAUUCGCGUUAAUUAGUUACCACAUUGAAGAUAACAGUUAUAGACUGACAAUAUUUUCUGAAGAAUCGGUACCUUUAUUUGGACCAUCCCUACCAUGCCCACCAAUUUUCAAAGAUCCUCAAGCAUUUCGAGAAUUUCUACUUGUAAAAUUGAUAAACGGUGAAAAAGCAGCUUUCAAUACUCCAACAUUUGCUAAAAAACGAGAACGAACUUUAGACAUGUUGAUUAAAGAUUUGUAUUCCGAGCACAUGAACGAUACUAAUCGAGUGACAAUGCUGAAUAGAAGAGCGUUCAGCGACGUCCUACCAGACCCACCUCGCGGAUCACGUCGAAAAGAAGAAGCUCGACAGGUGGAAUUUGUUAGAAUAGGUCAAGCUUUAAAAUUGGAUACCAUUGUUAAGGGCGAUGCUCCCACAAGUUUAGCAACUACAGGUUUAUUCAAACGAGCCCCAUGGGAACCACAAUGCUUCUAUCCGGAUUUCAAUUACGAAAUAAUUUGUGGAGAUUCAUGGGGUGAAUCCAAGCUUAUCGUCAGCACCGAAUCGGGCGUAUUCGUUGUCGAGGACGGUAUUUCUCAUAGGCAAAUAAUCGACAAAUCCGUCAGUAUUCGUCAACUGAAUGUAGUCGAAGCUCAUGGAAUUUUAUUGUUGAGAGCUGAUAAAGGACGUGAUAGCAAAAUUCACGUGUUCCGUUUGUCGGAUUUUGAGAGCGAUGUUAUUUCCAGCAGUGAUUUUGUUUUAAAAGGAAGGCAAGAUUUAAAGGAACAUAAAAUUGAAAGGACCAGAGGUUGCAUUAUGUACGCAACGAGCAAACCUGGAGGGUCACAUUUGAGAAUGGUCGUGUGCAUGGGUCGCCGACUAAUUUUAAUGCAAUGGAGACAUUCGGCGGCCUGGACCGCUUGGUGUCCUGCUAGCGAUACAGAUACCGUGGAAGGUUUCCAAUACAUUAGGGAAAUACAAGUUACCGAACAACCUUCGUUAAUCACGUUGGUAGAUUCUUCGAUGUCGGGUUCAGGUGGAGGUUUUCCAGAUAAUUCGAUUUGCGUGGGAUAUAGACACCAAUUUGAUCUCAUUAAUGAAAGAAACGGCGAAACGCAUAAACUUUAUUCGGUUCCCGAUGGUUGUAAAGCUCAUUUAAUUGCAGCGAUGGAUUUAUACGAAGAUGAAGAACCCGAAUUAUUACUUUGUUAUAAUAAUGUAUGCCAUUUUCAAAAAAUAUCUCUGGAUGGGAAAUCAACGACCGAAUUUGAUUUCUUUUGGAAUUCUAUUCCAGCAGCUAUUGUAUGUACGUUCCCUUACAUAAUUGCAUUUACCACUGAUUCGAUGGAAAUACGUUUGAUCAUAAAUGGUAAUUUAGUGCAGACCAUGUCUAUGCCUAAGCUUACCCUAAUUUCUAGCAAAAACGACAUUUUUUUCGCGACCACUGCACCUGAAUUCUUUCAAAGUAAAACUGAACGUUUGCAAUUGGAUCAAAAGCUUGAAAAAGAUCAAAGUGUUUCGCCUCCGUUAUCUCCUCAUCUGUCACCGGAAACUCGGCCGUUUAGACUAUACAGAAUACCUCUAAAUAGUUUAACAGGUUUUGUACCUACUUGUGAAAGGCGUUGUCCUACACCUUCUCCUGAAAAAGAUGGAAAUAUGCCAAAAUCCGCUGAUUCUUCAUCAAAAUCCUCGUUACAGCUUGAUCCGUGUAAAACAUUGAGUCGCAGUUGCUCAGCAUCUCCAACACCAAUAAAUAAGCCCUAAUGUAAAUUAUUUUAUGUAUCGGUAUUUUACUGGAAAUCACCAAGUACCCUGAGGGUACUUUGAAAUUAUAAAAAAAAAAAUAAACUGGUAUAUUUUAGUUGCUUUCAAUGCGUUUUGUUUUUAUAACAUGUCGGUGUUGCUUUUUAGAAUGUAAGUUAUUGAAAGAAAAAAAGUUGUGUAAAAUACUCGAAGUAGAUAUACUUACUUUUUAUCAUUUUUCGUCUUUUCAUUUAUUGUUGAUGUUACUUUACGCAGCAAUGAUUCCUUUAUAUUACCUACCAAUAAGAUCUUAUGUGAAUAAUUUUUAAGAUUAUUUCACUCAACUCUGCCGAUGUCUCGUAUAGUCUCUCUGUCAACCCCUAAAAUAAGUGAAUAUUGUAUUCGAUAAUUCGUUGCUUUUAUGAACGUGUAUCUAUUCAAUACUGUCUCAUUAUAACCACCUACAUACCUAUCUAUCUUCCUAGUACUAACCUAUACCUACCUACCAUUAAUGUAAUAAUGGACGGGCACAAUUGAUUAUCUUAAUCAAGCUUAUCAAGGAUAUUGCUAUAGACCUGCUUCAUUGAGGAGUAGCAAAUAAUUUCAGUCAUCAAUGAAAAUAAGAGUAAGCUCUUGAGAGUACCCGCAACGUCCAUCGUAAUUGAUUGUAUCUACCUAAUUUAAAUGUACUUUGAAGAGAUUUGUUAAUCUUCGUCUUUAUUUCUAUGUUACCCACGUACCUACUGUUAGCUAUUUAUGUACCUAUUUACUUGUUUCUUAUUUUUUUUCUUUUCAAACUCGUGAUUGUUUCUCUAAAUAGUACCAACCUACCUAACUAUAUGUUUAUGCCAAAGUUGUGGUAAAAACUCAUUUUAAAGUUACCUAAUGAUGUUAUAGUGAUUUCUAAAAUACAAAAAUUGCCUAAUUUUUUAUUAAAAUAAAAUUUUGUUUGCGUUAAA